GCUGUCUAAACUUUCUUUUUAUGACACAAUCCUAUUUUUGUCUGUCUUUCUUCAUCGUCCACUCCUUGUGUAAGCAUUUAGUCGUCGCGUACAGUACUUGCGAAGCAGAGGAAAUAUCAGGAGCAAGAACCGGAAACAGAAGAAAACUGGUGGUUUUUUUUCUCAAUAGCAAUUUCCUCUUGUUGCAGGGCAAACGAAAGACCCGUCUUGCAUCGGAACGUUAAAAAUAUAUUUAAUGUGCUAAACAUCUGACUAGAAGCGUUCCUGCUCCUUACGUUUUUGGACUGCACUAUUUUGGGGGAAAAGGUCGAACUGUACACCACCAAAGUUGCUCAAGUGUUUGUCUAGGAAGUUGUAAUGUCAGCCAGAGCUGUGUUGCCGAUCGCGGUAGCAGCAGCACAGACACAGUACCACUAAACAUUUCUGCUCUGGUGAAUCAGAAUGGAUGCUUUUUGGCUGUUACUACUGCUGCUGAUCCCAUUUCUCCUAUGGACCAGCAGUACAUUUGUUUUUUAUUUCAAAAAGUGUUUUUAUGUGGCAUGGAUGAUGGGUUUGGCCGUACUUGCAAUUCCGAUUUGUAUUCUGAAAAGCGGAGGCAGGGACAUUGAAAACAUGAGAGUGAUUCGCUCCCUGGUGCGACAUGUGAAGUACUUCCUGGGUCUGAGGUUUGAGGUGAGCGGCUGGGAGCACCUGCAGACCGAGGGACCCUACGUAAUCAUCUCCAACCACCAGAGCUCACUGGACGUCUUGGGCCUCAUGGAGAUCCUCCCUGACCGCUGCACCAUGAUUGCAAAGAAGGAGCUGGUGUAUGCUGGCACGGUGGGCAUCGUGUGCUGGCUGGGCGGCAUCGUCUUCAUCAACCGCAAGAAGACCAACGACGCCAAGAGUGUGAUGGGUGAUGCUGCCAAGACCAUGCUCAAAGACCAGAUCCGUCUCUGGGUGUUCCCCGAAGGCACGCGCAACCAAAAGGGCGACCUGCUGCCAUUCAAGAAGGGCGCAUUCCACCUGGCCGUGCAGGCGCAGGCCCCCAUCAUACCCAUCGUCUUCUCCUCCUACGGCAACUUCUACUUGCGGAAAGAAAAGCAGUUUAAAUCUGGCACCAUCACGCUGAAGAUCCUCCCGAAGAUCGAGACGAAGGGCAUGACGACGGACGACGUGUCCGCCCUCUCUGACAAGUCCUACCAGGCCAUGCGCUCCGUGUUCACGGAGAUCUCGGGGUCAGCCUGUCAGAGCAACGGGCCCUCAGGCCACUGAGCAUUCCGCUGCAUCCCCCCCC
Molecule: messenger RNA, 1276 nt
Organism: Conger conger (European conger)
Lineage: Eukaryota; Metazoa; Chordata; Actinopteri; Anguilliformes; Congridae
Gene: agpat2
Product: 1-acylglycerol-3-phosphate O-acyltransferase 2 (lysophosphatidic acid acyltransferase, beta)
Exons: 6
Coding region: 442-1254 (270 amino acids)
Biological process (GO): phosphatidic acid biosynthetic process
Cellular component (GO): endoplasmic reticulum; membrane
Molecular function (GO): 1-acylglycerol-3-phosphate O-acyltransferase activity
Source: RefSeq, a predicted model, not a curated record